Molecule: messenger RNA, 954 nt
Organism: Kwoniella mangroviensis CBS 8507
Lineage: Eukaryota; Fungi; Basidiomycota; Tremellomycetes; Tremellales; Cryptococcaceae
Exons: 5
Coding region: 1-954 (317 amino acids)
Source: RefSeq, a predicted model, not a curated record
AUGGUACUCCAUCCUCACCUGCCUAUUUAUCUUUUUGUAUGCGCUCAAGACAUCCCUAAAGGGUUUAUAGGUUGUCACAAAUUGGAAUCCGACGGAUUACCCUACUACUCUUAUCCCUCUGAUGCAAGUUUGCCAUUUGCCACCGUAGACCAAUGUGUGGCGAAUUGUCUUCAGACUAACGGCGGCUACAACUUCGCGUUAUUCUGGCAUACUCUCGAUCCCGAUAAUCCGGGGAAGACAAUCCCUAAUUGUAGAUGUUAUCCUUACACUGCUGACGUUCCCUACGUCGCCGGAGAUCCAUAUGGAGGUUGUGAGCUUCAAGGUAUAGGACAUGUCUAUGCGGAAUUUGAGACCAAGCCCGCAUACACUUUCACAGGAUGUUGGUCUGCCCUCAGCUCUACCGCUCCCACGCCGUUUACAGUCUUUGGUAUCGCGGGGUGCUUGGAGAAUUGUAUAUUCAAAAAUACUGAAAAGACCUUACGAUACGCCAUAGUUCAAUCGGAUCCUCGAGGGGAUUGGUUCUGCCGUUGUUCAGAUACUGAAUCAGACCUUUUACCGGUUUCGCAAAGGACGAGAGAGAAUUGCGAUACGAGGAAAAUGUAUAUCUAUCAAUGUUCUGGGAACGUGGGUCCGAGCCAAGCUGCCAAGAGAAGAGAGAAAUACAUAGGACUGGAGAAGAGGAAUGAGGAGGAGGUAUUAUGCCCGGUAGGUUUGGAAGCUUGUCCAAUUUCGGUAGAAGGGCAUCAUGAUGAUUUUGAGUGCAUCGAUACAAAAAUCGAGCUGGAGUCUUGUGGUGGAUGUAUCUUUGGAACCAGUCCUACCUCAGUAGACUGCACAUCCCUUCCUGGUGUAUCACCUGAAUCGGUGCUAUGUUCAUCAGGUACCUGCCAGGUACUAGGAUGCGAAGACGGAUAUGUCUUGAUUGACGGAACUUGUGUGUCUCAAGACGAAUGA